UGCUCAUCAAAGGCAAAUCAGCAUUAGCAACGUCUCAAUAGAGGGCGGAAGGGCAAGCUUGGGCAAGCUUCAACCAGGUUGACUUCUUGUCAUAGGAAAGGAAGCGGCUAUCAUCAUGGCGAACAAAGGGCCUGCGAGCAAGGAUGGGCCGUCGCGCCAACGGAGAGGCCGGGGUUUUCAACAAAGCACCGACAGUGGAAAGCUUUAUUCCGAUGAUCCAGAAGGGCAGGCGAAACCCAUCAUCCAACCACCGCAGCAGGACUACCGCACCGCUGGCGUCGAUUACAGGGUCUCUGAGUACGAAACCGAGGGUCGGAGUCGGCCGAGCAAUUACAACAGCGGGGGCGCUUAUAGGGACAGCGGGAGGGGGGGGCGGGGUUCCGGUAGAAGGCCGAGGGACGGGAAUGCUGAAGGGGGGGUGGACGAGGGUGCACAUUUGCAGCAUAGUGAUGGGGGGGUCUUAGGGAGGGGCCCAAGAGGCAGGGGUCCCAGGGGAGGGGGAAGGAGUGAGUCUGCAAAUGCGGACUCGGCCAGUGGCGCCUUCCCCCCCAAAAGGGAGUUUGGCAGGAUCGCCUCGGUGAAAGAGUCGUUUGGGUUCAUCCAGUGCUACCAGCGGGGGAAUGCCGAGAUUUUCUUCCACGUCACGGGCCUGGACCAAGACGAAAACGAGGGCUCGGAAGCGACGGGUGGGGGUCGGAAACCGGACCUGACGAUGCUAGUCGAACCGGGCCAGGAAGUCGAGUUUGACUACGUGCCGGUGGACGAGAAGUCGGGCAAGCCGAUGGCACGGCGUGUGAAGGUGCUCCCCGCGGGGACUCUCGAGGAUGAUGUUAGCGAGGAGGUUUUGAAGGGCGUUGUGGACCGUGAGCUGCGGGGGGGGCAGCGGCGCAGGGAAGAAGCAUAUGGGGGGCGCAUCUUUGUCGCUGGGGAAGGAAACGAGAGCGAGGGGGAGUACUUUCCUUUCGGUGCGGGCGAUUUGGCAGAGCCGUCGACGAGGCUGCAGGCAGGCGACCAGGUUGAGUUUAGGACGUGCGUUUCAAAACGGACAGGGGGGGAGAAGAAGGCCGUGCAGAUCAAGCUCGUGUCGCGGGGGGAGCGGCGGGGGGCGCCGAAAGCGGACGGGCGGCCGCGCAAGGGGGGGGUGGUUGUGGUUUUGAAGGACACGUUUGGGUUUGUGAAGACGGAACCGGAGGGGAAGGUGUUCUUUCACUUUAGCCACAUUGAGGUGGGGCAUACGGAUGGGGCGAAGCGGUUGCAGGAGGACGAUCUGGUUGACUUUGUGCUUACAACCGACCCAAACACCGGCAAGCCGAUGGCGACCAGUGUUCGGCUGUUGCCAAAAACGGAGAGCAAGGAAGAGGUUUCGCAGGAGCGCCGUACGGGGGUGGUCUGCCGACAGCCCUCGCAGCGCAGGGACAAGCAGGUUGAAGCGGGGCUGGUGCACUAUCGUGACGACCAGGGGGCGUCUCAUUUGGCAACGUACGGGGCAACAGAGGGAGAGCCGUCGGUCAAGCCAGACCUAGGAGAUGAGGUUAGCUUUGGGGUUGCGCUGAACCCUCUGACGAGAGCGGAAAGGGCGGUGGACCUUGAAAUAGUCAAGCCCAUGGCAGAGCGGAGAGAGCUGGGCGUUGUGUCGCUUAUCAAGGACCACAAGUUUGGCUUCAUCCGGUCGUCCGACAGGAGCGAAGAUACCUUCUUCCACAUGUCGGAAGUUCAAAAGGACGAAAGCACGAGCGGCCUGCACAUAGGAGACGACGUUGAGUACACGGUGGUACACGAUUACCGGACGGGGAAGGAAAACGCCAUCGUCGUGAAGAAGGCGGCGAAGGGGUCUGCGGUCCUCUUUGAUGUGCUGCCGGAAAGAUUAAACGGCGUCUGCAUACGGCGAGUGAAAGAAGCGAAAGCAAGAGGCAUGGUGGAGUUCACGGCUGACGGCGAGAAGCGCUCCCUCGAGUUCUCGACCAACGACCUGCAGGAUCACCGGCUGACGCCGCGGGAAGGGGAGCAAGUCGAGUUCUCCAUCGCCGAAUCGCGCAAGGACAAGAAGCAGCAUGCGACGCAGAUCGCCAUGAAGGAGUUAACUGGGGUCAUCGACGGCAUGAAGGGCACGUACGGCUUCAUCCGCUACGGCCCCGACCUCACCGAGCGCGUCUUCUUCCACACCGCCGAAGUCCGCGGAAACGUCAAGCUCGAAAAAGGAGACCACGUGGCGAUGUACGUAGUGCAUAUGGAGAAGACGGGCGAGAUCGCCGCCAAGCGCGUGAGGCGGACCAAGGAGGCGGCCGAGGAGCCGAGCACGGCGCCGAUAACGGUCGCUGGUAACGGUUCGGAGGUGACCCCGCCCCCGAAGUCGAACAUCAAGUUUGAAGGCAGCUCGGCGGUGCGCAUUGCAAAGGGCCCCGACGGUUCCAGUGGGUUCGCCAAAGGCCGCGGGAAGCCUCUAGCCCCUCCAGCCGGCCCUGUCACGGGCCACCCCAUAAACCAGAUUGGCUCGCCAAGCAGUCCUGUCGAUGUUAGCGCAAAUGAGGAUGCUGCCCAAGACGGAGUUGAGAGUCUAGCUGGGAAGAGGAGGGACGAGGGUAGCGAGGUCGACGAGGAAGAAGAAGAGAAUGGAGAGGAUGUCUAGAUGCAGCUUUUAAAGUUGAGGACUACAUAGCAAGUGCUCGUGAGCCCGCUUUCCUCAACAAGGAGUCUUGGAAGGCAAUUUGCAGAGUCAUGUUGCACGGAUCUUGAUUAUAUUUGGCGGCAGUUGGGAGAUGAACGAUGUCGAGAGUCGAAAUAUAACAGUCCCGAGUCCGUUUCAAUCGAGUCAUUUGUGGAAGCUGUGGAGGAACCAGAUGUUAUCUUAAUUAGUCGGUGU
Messenger RNA from Klebsormidium nitens, 2860 nucleotides. The record is from the annotation of a GenBank genome assembly. NCBI's taxonomy places the organism in Eukaryota, Viridiplantae, Streptophyta, Klebsormidiophyceae, Klebsormidiales, Klebsormidiaceae.